Molecule: messenger RNA, 356 nt
Organism: Blastomyces gilchristii SLH14081
Lineage: Eukaryota; Fungi; Ascomycota; Eurotiomycetes; Onygenales; Ajellomycetaceae
Exons: 1
Source: RefSeq, a predicted model, not a curated record
CAAGGGCCACUCAUUGAUGGGAGAAAACAGAAAGCAAAUCAACCCGGGCUAUUUGCUGUAAUUGGGAGGGAAUGCUGCGAUCACGAACGAAAAACCUUGAAAAGGCCAUGGUUGAAACCAGAUAUACACUCCACGAACUCCACGAUCCCAUCAUCCGCGCCAUGGCAAGGCUGGUACAAGGGCGUCAUCAUUUCCUGCAUGAUGAUCUGUAGCAACAGCACCGAAUCAGCACCGCAGAAGCUGGAAGACCGCACAUGUCAACCGUCCACACCAGAAUCGCGCCAGCAGAGGCACUGCAACCCGUUGUGUUCAGAUUGGCCAUCGCGGAGAGGAGCAGCAUCGGCCCUCGCCGUAGG